AUUUUUUUUUUUACUCAUCGAUCUGCAAACUAGGGUUUCUAAUCUCUCUCCUGCUACUCCAUCUUCAUCAAAACCUAAUCGAAAUCUCAGAAUAGGUUAGGGUUAAAAUUUAUUCUUUCCUCAUCCUCAACUUCCGUCGCCGGAAAUGCACCCUCGCGGCGGAACCUCGACCCAAUUCUUCUUCGCCGCGCGUCGCCCGUGGCGGGAGUUCCUCGCCCACCCAUCUUCAUUUUCUUUUCCGUUCUCCUUCGGGGAAGCCAAAGGUCGCAUGAAACGAAACCUCAGUUACUUCCGCGUCAACUACGCAAUGAUCAUGUUGUUCAUACUGUCUCUAAGCCUUUUGUGGCACCCCACCUCGCUGAUCGUGUUCCUGAUCGUGUUCGUCGCUUGGUUCUUCCUUUACUUCUUCCGCGACGAGCCUCUGGUCCUCUUGAAUCGGACGGUAAACGAUCGGUUUGUGUUAAUCGUGCUUGGUGUGAUUACAAUUGUUGCGUUGGUUUUGACUAAUGUGUGGUUGAAUGUAUUGGUUUCAAUUUUGAUUGGAACCGUCAUAAUUGGUUUGCACGGCGCGUUUAGGGUUACUGAGGAUUUAUUUCUCGAUGAGGAAGAAGCCGCUGACGGUGGCUUGGUUUCGGUUGUCGGUAGUCCCCCGCGAGUAGCCCCUUAUACUCGCAUUUGAAUAGCUUCAUGAGGUUUGAUUCCUGCAAUCAGGUCAGAUCAGAUCAGAUCACAGUUGAUUGUAUUCUUUGAUAGUGUUGGGUCAGUAUCCAUAUUUUUAAUUGUAAAUUUUGUAUUGCAUAUGGUCGUCAUCUUAUUCAAGUGUAAUUAUUCAAGAAAGGAAUUACAAUGUUUUGCAUAUUAUAUGAACUCUGCUCUUUUGAGUGUAUAUUGAACUUGAUUUCAAAGGAUUAGUUUUUAUUUUUCCAA
Messenger RNA from Cornus florida, 927 nucleotides. RefSeq names its product PRA1 family protein E-like. Gene Ontology annotation, cellular component: Golgi apparatus; endoplasmic reticulum. NCBI's taxonomy places the organism in Eukaryota, Viridiplantae, Streptophyta, Magnoliopsida, Cornales, Cornaceae. Gene Ontology annotation, biological process: vesicle-mediated transport. The transcript has a single exon. The record is from RefSeq and is a predicted model, not a curated record. Bases 146 to 679 code for a protein of 177 amino acids.